Molecule: messenger RNA, 3756 nt
Organism: Egretta garzetta (little egret)
Lineage: Eukaryota; Metazoa; Chordata; Aves; Pelecaniformes; Ardeidae
Gene: SREK1
Product: splicing regulatory glutamic acid and lysine rich protein 1
Exons: 13
Coding region: 1-2100 (699 amino acids)
Molecular function (GO): RNA binding
Source: RefSeq, a predicted model, not a curated record
AUGCUGGCUAUGACCAAUGACGGCAUUGUCUCUCAAGUGUUUUUUGUCAACCUCUCCAGAGUCCCAGGACCACUGGAAAAUAAUGGAGAGAGGUCCUGCGAUGACAUUGGCCAGCCCUUCCAGUACCCUGGGAUGAAUCCUGUUGGGCGCCAUAGACUUAUGUGCAUCCAGCUGGAGCAGCAAGUCUCAAACAAGUCUUUCUGCAACGCACCUCUUGCUUUUUCCUCCAAAGUAUGUUAUAUUAAGUUUCGUGAAGCAUCGAGUGUUGGUGUGGCCCAGCAUCUAACUAACACGGUUUUUAUUGACAGAGCUUUGAUAGUUGUGCCCUGCGCAGAAGGUAAAAUCCCAGAUGAAGCCAAAGCCCUUUCUCUGUUGGCGCCUGCUCCUACUAUGACAAGCCUGAUGCCUGGUGCAGGGUUGCUUCCUAUACCUACACCAACCCCUUUGACAACACUGGGUGUUUCACUUGGCACUUUGGGGGCUAUACCGGCAGCAGCAUUGGAUCCUAAUAUUACGGCACUGGGAGAAAUACCACAACCACCAAUUAUGGGGAAUGUGGAUCCAUCCAAAAUUGAUGAAAUCAGGAGAACAGUCUAUGUUGGAAACUUGAAUUCCCAGACUACAACAGCAGAUCAGUUGCUUGAAUUCUUUAAGCAAGUUGGAGAAGUCAAAUUCGUGCGAAUGGCAGGUGAUGAGACGCAACCAACGCGAUUUGCUUUUGUGGAAUUUGCAGACCAAAAUUCUGUACCUCGAGCUCUUGCCUUUAAUGGAGUUAUGUUUGGAGACAGGCCACUGAAAAUAAAUCACUCCAAUAAUGCAAUAGUGAAGCCUCCUGAAAUGACACCACAAGCUGCUGCCAAGGAACUGGAAGAAGUGAUGAAGAGAGUAAGGGAAGCCCAGUCGUUCAUAUCUGCUGCUAUAGAGCCAGAGUCUGGAAAGAGCAGUGAAAGAAAAGGCGGUCGAUCUCGUUCCCAUUCUCGUUCAGAAUCCAGGUCUAGCUCAAAAUCCCGAUCUAGAAGGAAAAGAUCACACUCAAAACACAGAAGUAGAUCUGGCAACAGAUCACUCUCAAGACACAAGGACAGACGCAGAUCCAGAAGUCCCCUGAAAAAACGGUCUAGAUCUAGGGAAAGGCGGAAAUCAAGAAGUCGCUCUCGUUCUCGGGACAAGAAAAGAGACAAAGAAAAGGUCAAGGAAAAAGAAAAAGCCAAAGAAAAGGAGAAAGAGAGAGACCGAGACAAGGAGAAGGAGAGGGACCGAGACCGAGACAAAGACAGGGACAGAGAACGAGAUAAAGAGAGAAACAGGGAGAGAGAUAAAGAGCGAAACAAAGAUCGAGAAAGAGUCAGAGACAAAGACAAGGACAGGGACAGGGACAAGGAUAAGGACAAAGAUAGGGACAGAGACAAGGACAGGGAAAAGGAGAAAGAUAAGGAGAAGGAAAAAGACAGGGAAGAGGUAGAGCAGAACAAGGAAAAAGAAGAUACUGAGAAGGAAGGAGAGAAGGACAGAGAGAAGAUUAAGGACAAGGAGGGAGAUAAGGACAAAGGAGGGGACAAAGAGAAGGACAGAGACAAGGAAAAAGAAAAGGAUGGGGAUAAAGAGAAGGAGCGAGAUAGAGAAAAAGAGAAAGAUGAUAAAAAGAAGAAAGAGAAAAGAUCCAGAACACCCCCAAGAAGCUAUAGCUCUUCAAGAAGAUCUCGUAGCUCCAGCAGAGAAAGGCGUAAAAGGAAGAGCAGAAGUCCGUCCAAGUCUCCUAAAACAUCCAAAACAACAAAAAGGAAGUCUUCACGAACUCCUUCUCCAAGAAGAAACAAGAAAGAAAAAAAAAGAGAAAGAGAUACAAAUAAUGAAAGAAGAGAAAGAGAACGCUCCACAUCAAAAAAAAAAAGUAGUAAAGAAAAAGAGGGAAAGGAGAAAUCUGACAGAAGCACCGCUCCUUUGAAGGACAAAGAUCACGCUAAAGAGGAUCAGAACUCAGAAACUGACAAGGAAGUAGACAACAGAGACACACAAAGGACAGAUGAAAUCAAGCUACAACAGAAUGGGAACUGUCAACCAAAUGAAGAAAACCUCUCAAUUAAAAUGGAGGAGGUUUAAAGCAAAGAACGGACCUCUUGAUUCAACUAAGGAAUGAAAUCCAAAGCUUUUUAUUUCCCAGAAUGAGGAAGAAAAUGUCAAAGCAAUCAACCUGAAUGUGUUGAUAGUACUAAGUAGCUCUUCCAAUUCUUGUGAUAGCUUUGUUGUCUUCUUGCUGUAAAGCAAGAGAGCACGGACCAGUAGUUACACCAUGAAAAGGCAGAUGCCAUCAGAACUAUUCAUCUCUGAAAAUCCACACAUUUCCAUGAUGGCUGUACUUAUUUGUAAAAUGAUUUAUGUUAAGUUUUGCCAUAAGCUGUUACAAAUAAAUAGGAACUGAAAGAUGUAAACCUGUACUACCCAAAAAAAGCUGAAGAUAUGCAUUGAAGGUUGUUUAAAAUACUGCUUGUUGAUGAAUUUUGUAUUGUUUUACCUUGUGGGUUAAAAAAUUGACAAAAAUUUCAAUGUGUACUGUUUGAUGUGCUUGGAAAUGGUGCAUAAAUAUACACACUUUCUUUUGUUGUAAAUGACAACAUAGGGAAAGGGUCUUUAAACAUAAAUGCAGUUUUACGGUUCUUAUGUUAAAUACCCACUGACUAGUAUGUUUUUCAUUUGCUCACUGCUUGAGAUUCUUGGGUUUUAUUAUUUAAAAGAAUUUCUUACUAAUAUCCCUAAAAUUAAUAUUUCUUUUCAAGUAUUUGAACAAUGCAUGCUACUUUUCUGCUCCUGAAAGAAACAUUGCCAUGUUAUAGACAAUAGGUUAGCUUAGAGGGUUAUUUUGGGGUUGUUUGUUUUUUGUUGUUUUCUUUCGUCCUUCUGGAAGUGAGCACAUCUGUAUGAUGUUAUCAGAACUUACAGCUUUGCUUUGAGCCGUACUGCAGUGUGUCUGUUCAGCUGCAAAUAGUACAGGUGCCAUUAUGAAAAUAAAUUUUUCUUAUUUGUUAAAAAAAAUAUGGGAGCACAAGCAGAAGCUUUAGUGCCUUCUUAAAAUGUGGUAUUUUCUGGAAAUGUACGUGUGCUAUUACUCAUGUUCAGCUAAAUCUUACAUGAUCUCUAUUGCUAUUUUGCCACCACCAUACUGUAGACAAGAAUGCAAGUGAUUUGUCAGAGCGGUUGUUUGAUUCACUUGUUAAAAUACUAAAGCUCCAUUUUUACUUUUUGUUUUUAGAAGAGAUUUAUAGAUGAAAGCAAAGAUGCAAUUUGGGGACCACCACUGUACAAAAGUAGUAGCUGAAUACAAAGCAUUUUCUGAUCACCUGCAUCAAAGACAGCCCUUUAGACAUUUAAUCUACGUUUGAAUGGCCUUAAUCAUUACCUCUCCGUCAUCUUCUCUGAUACCUGUUGGGUGAUAUGAAAGGAAUUGUAUGCAAAGAAGAGGGGAUAAAUAAUUUGAGGGAAAAAAGUUCUAAUUUACACAGGAGUUAUAUGUGGAGAUAUUUUUCUCAAGGUAAAAACUGGCUUGUGUUCUCUGAACUAAUUUAAUCGGUUACAUGAGAUUUCUUAAGAGUCGUACCUUUAAAAUUUAUUUAUACCUAAAAUCUAGUAGAUUAUUUUUAAUACAACUUAAUACAAUCAAAUUACUUAAUUGCCUUACCUCAUGGGAAGAGUAAUUUCUUUCAGUUAAAAAAAAAAAUUAAUAGCACAUUAGCUAUUUGCUUUGAAUUUUUUUUUUUUCCU